Messenger RNA from Nicotiana attenuata, 1596 nucleotides. Its product is annotated as putative F-box/LRR-repeat protein At3g28410. The transcript has a single exon. The record is from RefSeq and is a predicted model, not a curated record. NCBI's taxonomy places the organism in Eukaryota, Viridiplantae, Streptophyta, Magnoliopsida, Solanales, Solanaceae. Gene Ontology annotation, molecular function: protein binding. Bases 1 to 1596 code for a protein of 531 amino acids.
AUGAGGACAGCCACAGCAGAAAUAUUGCCUGAAUGUCUGAUUCACAAAAUACUCUCUUACCUCGAAUAUGAAGAAGCAGCAAAGAUGAGUAUUCUCUCCAAAACAUGGCUACAAGCCUGGUUGACUCAUCCCAACUUGCUUUUUAGACUUUAUUCGGAGCAAGACGUGAAAAUAAUAGAUCAAAUUCUAGAGAGAUAUGGGGACACAAAAACCCCUAUUUAUAUGUUUGAAUGCUCAAUAUAUUAUCGAAGGUAUGAUUUCGGUAAAUUUUUCCCUCUUAUUGAUACGUGGCUUACUGUCGCACUUAAUAACGGUGUAAAAUAUCUAGCGUAUAGAGAUUAUUUGAGAUCUCCAUCUUACCCCUUGUCUAUUGUAAGAACCUUAGCAGCAAAAUCUUUAAGAGAACUAGAUCUGGAGGGUUGUGAUCUGAUGCGUGUUUCAUUAUCUACUAGCAAUGUGAUAAACUGCAAUUCUUUGAGAAAACUUUCUCUACAUGAUGUCCAUUUAGACGACAAGAUGUUUCAGAUUUUAUUCGCUAGUUGUCCCUUAAUUGUCAAUAUCGUCAUUCAUCAUUGUGUUGGGUUGACAGAGAUUGAGGUGCGAAAUCUUCAAAAAGUCAAGUCAGUUUCUAUUAAGACAAAGAAAAACCAGUGUGUUACAAUCCAAGCACCAACUCUCGAAUACUUGUCCUAUAAUGGGUUUUCGAAAGAGUCUUCGAUGUUGGAUAUUGUUGAAUGUUGGAGUUUAAAAUCUUUAGAGCUAUCUUGUGAGAGGAUAUCUGAUGGAUUUCUGGAGCACCUUAUUUUUAGAUCGCAAUUCCUUGAGAGUUUGAUAUUAAAUAGUCUUUCCAUAGGGUUGGAAAGUAUUAACUUGUGCGGGAGCCAAUCUAUAAAGUUCUUGAAGAUUCUGGCUUGUGAGGGUAUUCGGGAGAUUGAUGCUCCAAAUCUGGUAACGCUUGAGUAUAUGGGAAGUCAAAUUCCCAAACUAAAACUAGCAAAAGAAUCAAGCCAAUUGAAGCACUCAAAACUCUUUCUUUACUGCCGCAACAAUAUUUUAAAUAAUGCAUGGUUUUGUGAGCUGAAGAAAUUUCUAUCAAACUCGACCUCGUGGUCUGAAGUUACUCUUAAGUUUUACCAGCGCAAUGAAAUCAACAGGAAAGAAUUGCAACUGCUUGCUAACCCUCAAUUGAACAUUUACCCGCAAGUGGACGUUUUAGAUGUAGAGAUAUAUCUGACUAGAGAAUGCCCAGCUUUUUUGGAUGCUUUACUAUGGAGUUGUCAUCCAACGAAACUCAACCUAUCAUCAACUUACCAAAUGAUUACAUGUUUCAUCGAUCAUUUAUUAUACUGGAAGAAUUUUCAUUCUAUUUCUUGUGUAAUCAAGAAUUUGUAUAGGCAAUUAAAAUGUCUCAUCCAUCAUAUAAUAUAUGGAAGCCAGCUUUGGCAUAGUCGAUUAAAACAAGUGAAAGCCUGCAGAUAUGAUUGGAUAAAGAUGAUGAGCUGGAAGCCUGAGGAACUCACAUGUAUGGAGCUGGCAAGGAGGAACCUUUGGGAGAGGGACCGUAUUUGUUUUUUGUUUGAUUGGCAUUGCACCUAG